CUCUCUUUCAUCAAGUAAACAAAACUUAUUUUAAUAAAAAUGGCACACAGACUAGGAGGACGUAGAAAGAACGUAAAGAAAGGGUUCCAAUUCACCUUGAUGGUUGUAGGUGCCUCUGGUACUGGUCGUACUACUUUUGUGAAUACACUUUGUGACUCCAAUGUGUUAUCGAAAAAGAUUUGCGAUAACCCCGAAGAGGCACACAAUGAAGAAGGAAUUCUUAUUAAGCCUGUUUCUGUCGAAUUGGACGAGGAUGGUGUUAGAAUCUCCUUAACAAUUGUUGAUACACCUGGGUUUGGUGACAAUAUUGAUAACGAGAAAUGUUUUCAAGAAAUCGUUGGUCAUUUAGAGACACAAUACGAUGAUAUUUUGGCUGAAGAGUCAAGAAUUAAGCGUAAUCCUCGUUUCCGUGAUAACCGUGUUCAUGCUCUCUUGUACUUUAUUUCUCCUACUGGUCAUGCCCUUCGUGAAAUUGAUAUUGAGUUGAUGCGUCGUUUAAGUCCUCGUGUCAACGUUAUCCCUGUGGUUGGUCGUGCUGAUUCACUUACACCUUUAGAGCUGAAGGAUUUUAAGCGAAGAAUUAUGGAAGAUAUUGAACAUUAUAAUAUUCGUAUCUACAACUUCCCAUAUGAUGUCGAGGAAGAUGAUGAAGAUACAAUUGAGGAGAACAGUGAAUUGAGAGCUCUUUUACCAUUUUCCAUCAUCGGUAGUGAUGAAGAGAUUACAGUUAAUGGACGGUCUGUCCGUGGUAGACAAUACCCCUGGGGUGCUGUUGAAGUGGACAACCCCCAACAUUCGGAUUUUGCUCGCUUAAGAUCAGCCCUCUUAAGCUCUCAUUUGCAAGACCUCAAGGAGAUUACUCAUGAUAUUUUAUAUGAGAAUUACCGUACUGAAAAACUUAGUCGUACAGUCAAUAGUGGAGAUCAAGAUAGCGACGGUUCAAUGGAUGCUGAUGAAAUGACAGGACAAAGUGUACGUUUGAAAGAAGAGCACUUGAGAAAAGAAGAAGAAAAGCUUCGUGAAAUCGAAUUAAAAGUUCAGCGUGAAAUCCAAGAGAAAAGAGCUGAAUUGAUGAACAAGGAAGAAGCUUUACGUAGCUUAGAAGCAAGACUUUCUCAAGCUCAGCUAUCCGAUGCUUAAAUAAACCCCUUCUCUACCCCCUCCCCUUCCCCUUUUUUCAUAACGAAUAAAUCUUUCUUUUUUGGCUGCAU
Molecule: messenger RNA, 1211 nt
Organism: Mucor mucedo
Lineage: Eukaryota; Fungi; Mucoromycota; Mucoromycetes; Mucorales; Mucoraceae
Product: Septin-domain-containing protein
Exons: 11
Coding region: 40-1140 (366 amino acids)
Biological process (GO): cytoskeleton-dependent cytokinesis
Cellular component (GO): septin complex; cell division site; microtubule cytoskeleton
Molecular function (GO): GTPase activity; GTP binding; molecular adaptor activity
Source: RefSeq, a predicted model, not a curated record